CGCGUGACCCGGGACCUGGCUAUAAAUGAACCAUUGCGGGAGCUCCGACGCUCAGGGCAUCGGCUUCGAUCCCUCGUCUCGCUUCCGGCUUCGGUUCGAUCCCCUCCUUUCGGAUUACUUCAGCAUCCGAUUCUUUCACCAGGUGUUCUGUUGAAUAAUGCUUGGUAGGAGUUCAGAGUCGGGAGAUUUGGACAUUUGGUUUAAGCGCCUCAUUGUGUCUGGUGGUGGAGGGAAGAUGGAGGGGGCAGGGGAUGUCAUGACAGGUUGGAAGGACCUCCCUAUGGAACUUUUGCUGCGAGUCCUGUCUCCAGUGGACGACCGGACUGUGAUUGUGGCUUCAGAUGUUUGUACCAGCUGGAGAGAUGCACUGCGGUUGGGAAUUACUAGUAUUUCUCUAUCAUGGUGCAAGUACAACAUGAACAGUCUUGUGAAAUCGCUUGCCCCUAAGUUUGUGAAGCUGCAGGUGUUGACACUUCGACAAAAUUAUCGACCUCAGCUUGAGGAUGAUGCUGUGGAGAUUGUUGCUAGGUACUGCCAUGAUUUGAGGGAUCUAGACCUUAGCAAAGGCCUGAAACUGAGUGACCGCUCUUUGUAUGCUUUGGCCGAUGGAUGUCCCCACCUAACAAAACUAAACAUCAGUGGCUGUGAAGCCUUCAGUGAUUAUGCUCUUGUAUACCUGAGUAGUUGCUGCAAAAACCUGAAAAACUUGAACCUUUGUGGAUGUUCGGCAGCUGCAUCAGACAGAGCUCUACAGGCUAUUUCAUUUAAUUGCCCUAAAUUGCAGUAUUUGAAUUUGGGCUGGUGUGAAGACAUCAGUGAUGAAGGAGUUACCAAUUUGGCAGUAGGUUGCCCUGAUCUCAGGGCGUUGGACUUGUGUGGCUGUGUUCAUAUAACAGAUAAAAGUGUGAUUGCAUUGGCAAAUGGCUGUCCGCAUCUGAGAUCUCUCGGCUUGUAUUACUGCCAAAACAUCACUGAUCGGGCCAUGUACUCGCUCGCAAACAGCCGUGCAAGGAACGACACUCGGAUGUGGCAGAACAGCAGCCAUGACCAAGAAGGACUAGUUAACCUGAACAUCAGCCAGUGCACGGCCUUGACACCUCCGGCAGUCCAAGCUGUUUGUGACUCAUUCCCAGGGCUUCAUACCUGCCCCGGAAGGCACUCACUCAUCAUCAGCGGCUGCCUCAGCCUCACUUCUGUUCACUGUGGUUGCACCUUUCAAACUUCCCGUGCCGGUGGAGCAACUUUAGCAUCGCCACACAACAUUGCUACACCAAUUAACGACGAGCAAGCUAAUUCUGCCGGAGAAUGAACCUCCACCGGUGAUAAAAGUUGGUCAUGGUCGCGGGUUGACUUUCUGUCCAGAGUUGCAUGUCAUCAUGACUUCCAUAGAUGAAAAGAAGAAAAGAUCAUGCUGAAACACAGCUACUAUGGUACAAUCUUUUCCCAUGUUUCCCAUUCAUUUCGUUAAAAUUCUUAUGAUCAUGAUAGAGGAUAUGAAUUGCCGAUAUGAUGAGAGAGAGGAGAGACUCCACCUUCGCUCAACUGGUAUUUCCCUUGGACCGACGCACUGCUUAGAUCAAGACCAGCUUAUAUCGACGUCGGGGAGAGGGAUGCGAGGAGCAGCAAGCAAGAACAGCUCUGAUUUCCGAGAUGCAGUUCCCCCCAUAUUCUCUGUCAUGUCCAGAUCUCCUGGCUUCAUGGCAUGGGGAAGUUCCCAGUCGAAGUAGAAGAGAAGAUCAGCCAGCAGCAGCUCGACGGCCGCCAACGCAAACUGCACGCCGGGGCACAUCCUCCUCCCAGCUCCGAAGGGUAUGUACUCGAAGUUGGCCCCCUUGAAGUCGACAGGACUUCCUUGGAACCUCUCAGGCCGGAAGCACUCGGCGUCGUCGCCCCAGUAUGUUGGGUCCCUCCCCAGUGCCCAGGCAUUGACGACGACCCUGCUUCCUGCCGGUAUCUUGAAUCCCAGCACCUGCGACGUCUCCCUGCCUACUCUCGGGAUCAGCAAGGGCGCUGGCGAAUGCAGUCUCAGUGUCUCCUUGAUUACUAGCUUCAAGUAGCUGAGCCCCUCCGCAUCACGUUCCUCCACUUUACCCUUGCCUCUCAUGGCUUCUCUCACUUCCUCCUGUGCUCUCUUCAUCGUCUCGGGGUUCCUCAUCAACUCCGACAUCGCCCAUUCCAGCGUCGUCGACGAGGUGUCAAUCCCUCCCACGAAUAUAUCCUGACAAGGAGAGGAAGAAAAGAUGAGGAGAUCGAGUCGCAACAGUCCUAACCACAAUCGACUCAAGGCUCAAAUCAGAUUAGAAUAAAAAUCAAAUUGAUUCGAUGAUUCCUCAA
Musa acuminata AAA Group (dessert banana) is the source of this 2334-nucleotide messenger RNA. Its product is annotated as F-box protein SKP2A-like. Gene Ontology annotation, molecular function: protein binding. NCBI's taxonomy places the organism in Eukaryota, Viridiplantae, Streptophyta, Magnoliopsida, Zingiberales, Musaceae. Gene Ontology annotation, biological process: SCF-dependent proteasomal ubiquitin-dependent protein catabolic process. The transcript has 6 exons. Gene Ontology annotation, cellular component: SCF ubiquitin ligase complex. Bases 158 to 1309 code for a protein of 383 amino acids. The record is from RefSeq and is a predicted model, not a curated record.